Toxorhynchites rutilus septentrionalis is the source of this 638-nucleotide messenger RNA. RefSeq names its product adult cuticle protein 1-like. NCBI's taxonomy places the organism in Eukaryota, Metazoa, Arthropoda, Insecta, Diptera, Culicidae. The record is from RefSeq and is a predicted model, not a curated record. The transcript is spliced from 2 exons. Bases 88 to 567 code for a protein of 159 amino acids.
CAAAGUGGCAGACCUCAAUCAUCAGUGAAAAUCUAACCAUUGUUUAGUAAACAUUACAGCUUACAUCACCAAAAAAAACCUAACAAAAUGAAGACCAUCAUUGCUGUCGUUGUAGCUAUGCUCGGAGUAGCCCACGCAUCGAUUCUGCCACUGGGGCUGAGCCCACUCGGAUUGAGUCCACUGGGAUUAAGCCCACUGGGGGUGAAUUCACUUGAAUUGAGCCCACUGGGAGUAAAUCCUCUAGGACUGAAGGCACUUCAGCUAAACGCGCUUGGAUUGGCAGCAUCCCCUACUGUUAUCCAAUCAAAUUUGGGAAUUGCAUCCGCUCUACCAUUGGCCGCUAUAUCAUCCCCAGCCCUGAUUGGUUCUGGACUUCCGGCUACCAUCCCGAUUUCAGCUGCCGGUCCAAUUGCUUUGGCCGCCGCUCCAGCUCCUUUGAUUGCGGCUGCUGCUGGUCCAGCAUCCUAUGUGGCCGCUAACCGGGGCUCGAUCCAUACUGCCCCACUUGCCGGACAUUUGCUCUCCCAGAAAUCUCUCAACUUGGCUCCCGCUCCUGGAACUUUGUAAAUUAGUAAUGAGAAAAAUUUUGCACUGUACAGUAUUUUAGUCCUAAUAAAACAGCAGAGGAAUUAUUCGAA